This is a messenger RNA of Emericellopsis atlantica, 1328 nucleotides long. Its product is annotated as peroxisome targeting signal type 2 receptor. The transcript is spliced from 3 exons. The record is from RefSeq and is a predicted model, not a curated record. Gene Ontology annotation, molecular function: protein binding. Gene Ontology annotation, biological process: protein import into peroxisome matrix. Bases 150 to 1202 code for a protein of 350 amino acids. Gene Ontology annotation, cellular component: cytosol; peroxisomal matrix. NCBI's taxonomy places the organism in Eukaryota, Fungi, Ascomycota, Sordariomycetes, Hypocreales, Bionectriaceae.
GGCGGGCCGAGGCACAUGCUGGCUAUUCAUCCCACUGCUACCAUCAACUGCUGCCAUCAACAUCAAUCAUGUCCAUAGCGCCGCGAUACCACCAAUUAUAAGAAUACGAUUCUCAAUGCGCCGGAGGGUCCUCGCACGCCACUGCCUCCAUGGCCGCCAUGCUUGAGUUCCGAACGCAAGGCUACAACCCCUACGCCGUCAAGUACUCGCCCUACUACGACUCCCGCAUCGCUGUCGCAUCGUCCGCCAACUUUGGCAUCGUCGGCAAUGGACGGGUAUACUCCCUGGGCUUGUCGGCGCAAGGCAUCCAGGUCGAGAAGACCUUUGAUACCAACGACGCCCUAUACGACCUGGCAUGGUCCGAGAUCAACGAGAACCAGCUCGUCACGGCCUGCGGCGAUGGCUCGCUCAAGCUGUUUGAUCUGGGCGUCGAUGACUUCCCGGUCAUGAACUUUCACGAACAUAAGCGCGAAACGUUCUCUGUCGCUUGGAACCCCGUGACCAAGGACACGUUCAUCUCAAGCUCGUGGGAUGGCACCGUCAAGAUUUGGUCUCCCACGCGCAACCAUUCCAUCAAGACGCUGCCCAUCGGCAAUUGCACCUACAGCACCGCAUUCUGCCCCUCGAACCCGGCCUUGAUAUCGGCCGUCUCGUCCGACUCGCAUCUCCGCAUCUUCGACCUGCGCACGCCGUCCUCGGCAAAGUACCAUCUCGUAUCGACGGUGCCUGUGCACGCCGCGCCGGCCGGACCUUCAGCCCAGGGACCUUCAGCCCAGGCAGCCCCGGCCGAGGUGCUCACGCAUGACUGGAACAAGUAUAACGAUACUGUGAUAGCAACAGGCGGCGUCGAUAGGAUCUUGCGCACUUUCGAUAUCCGCAGUCCAACGGCCGGUCCACUGUCGUUGAUGCAGGGCCACGAGUACGCCGUGCGACGGCUUGCGUGGAGCCCGCACGCCAGGGAUGUCUUGAUCAGUGCCAGCUACGACAUGACGGUGCGGCUAUGGCAUGACAAUGCGGGACCGCCGCAGGACUUGGCCCUGGGCCCGCGACUCGGGCAGCAGAUGGGCGUCAUGAACCGGCAUACAGAGUUUGUGACGGGCGUGGACUGGUGCCUCUUUGGCAUGGGAGGCUGGGUGGCUUCCGUCGGGUGGGAUGAGCGAGUGCUUCUGUGGGACUCCAACAUGCUGAUGUCUGGGAGAUGAAGGCGGAAAAAGAUAAGAUACCACGCAUGCAUGGCACGAGGAAGGCGAAAUAAGAACUGGAUCCAAAGGGCGUUUGCGAGGCAUGGCAUGAUAGGAACAUCAGUAUAGAUAAGCUCGCCGUGCUCU